Molecule: messenger RNA, 1729 nt
Organism: Fusarium oxysporum Fo47
Lineage: Eukaryota; Fungi; Ascomycota; Sordariomycetes; Hypocreales; Nectriaceae
Product: Lactonase, 7-bladed beta-propeller-domain-containing protein
Exons: 3
Coding region: 180-1511 (443 amino acids)
Molecular function (GO): 6-phosphogluconolactonase activity; protein binding
Source: RefSeq, a predicted model, not a curated record
UUUGUUCUCUUUGCAGAAUUGCUAUCUUUUGCCUGAAUCUCUUCUUUGAUCGGCAUUGUUGUUUCACCCACGCUCUCACCCCUGGCUGAUAGCUUGCGGCUAGUGCGGUGAAGCUGCGUCAGCUCCAACUUCGUCAUAAUCUUCAACUUUACCAUAACACUGUCCGUCGACUGGAGACAAUGAAGUUCUUCGGUCGUCAGAAACCCUCAAAGAACCCCUUUCGGGAUAAUAGCACAACACUUCUCGUCUCAACACUCCUUCUCGCCGCGCCUAUUACUGUGUUUUUACUCCAUUGCGUAUAUCAGACUUACUAUCGCAGAGGCGCGCACUGGAGUCACAACCAUGACAUUCUUGAAUUAAGCACUCACCACGAGCCGGACGUGUUGUUGUAUGUUGCGUCUUACAGUGGACUUGUCACAACAUUGAAUCUGUCGGUUGCUGAGUAUCGGGAUACGCCUGUGAAACUUGAAACAUUGUCCACAACAGAUGGGUGUGCUGGAAGCCCUUCAUGGCUUACACUCGACUGGUAUAACGGAGUGCUGUAUUGCACUGACGAAGGAAUAAAAGAUGGGAAGCAUGGGUCGUUGGCAUCCUUCGCAACGCAUGAGAACGGUACUUUGACGCCUCUAGCGAAGACUUCUACAGUUCUUGGUCCUGUCAGUGCGGUCAUGUACGGCGAGUGGGAUUACGGGCUGGCAGUAGCCCAUUAUGGAGGUUCGGCAUUUACAACUUGGGACAUUCAAGAUCCGGCAAACCUCACAUCACUCAAUGUCCAACAGUUCAGCAUUCCCGAGCCUGGUCCGGACCCCUCAAGACAGGAGGCAUCCCAUCCCCAUGCUGCAGUCGUUGAUCCGAGCAAACGAUUUGUUCUGGUACCUGACCUGGGAGCAGAUCUGAUUCACAUAUACGGCGUUGGUUUCGGAGAUCUGGGUCUGUCCAAGCUUGAUCCAUUGGUCGUUGCCCCAGGUAGCGGGCCUCGACAUAUUGCCUUUGUAGUCAAGGAGACCAAGACAUUCAUGUACCUUGUCACCGAGCUGGCCAAUACCAUUAUCGGCUAUGAAGUCGUGUAUGGUGGCGAGUUUAUCAGGUUCAAGGAAAUGUGGAACAGUGGUAUCCAUGGAGAAGGCAAAGACGUGCCGCAAGGCGCUGCAGCUGCUGAGAUUGUGGUAUCUCCGGACAGAGAAUUCCUGAUCAUCUCGUCUCGUAAUGAAAGCACUCUCCAAGUUCCAGACUUUGACACCAGUAACGGCACUAUACCAUCUGAUCCUUUAGUCAGUUUCAAAAUUGACUCAGAAACCGGGCAUCUCACUCUCCAACAAGACAUUCCAUGUGGAGGCAGAUUUCCUCGUCACUUCUCUAUCAACAAGGCGGGAACGUUGAUUGCAGUGGCUCUUCAAAGUGAUAGCCGUGUCGUCAUCAUUGAGAGGGAUGCCAAAACUGGAAUCAUGGGUGAUUUCAUCGCCUAUGCAGAGCUAGAAGGCGAAGUUACAGCCGUGAUCUUCUACGAGUGACCAUGAGCUUCGCCCUUUGAAGAAAGAUGCCUCACAGCUUCUUUGUUUCCGUCCGGCGUCAUAAUGUGCAUCCGUCUCUCGGUGUCUCUCGUCCGUGCAACCGACUUUACUGAGAACGAGAGCUUCAUGACGUAUGACCAUCCGUCCCAAGUACCUGAAACUUAUGGGUAUCGUCUUGAAUUCGCAGGACUUGCUCAUAUGCAGAUAAUACCAGUCUU